Podarcis lilfordi (Lilford's wall lizard) is the source of this 6660-nucleotide messenger RNA. Lineage: Eukaryota; Metazoa; Chordata; Lepidosauria; Squamata; Lacertidae. The record is from the annotation of a GenBank genome assembly.
GUGCUGUUGGCAGACACCACAGGCUGAAGAUCUUCUCCUCUGAUACGGGUCCUUCAGUAAGAUCCACAAUGAACGGUGCCCUGAUCUGCAUGGCACUUUUUCUGCCCUGCAGCUUGGCUGUCCCAAUAGCUCACGACCCUGAAGCACAGAGCGUUGAGGAUAUGAAGUUUGUAGAGGUAUGUGACGUCAAAGCUUUUAUCGGCAGUAAAUAUUAGCUGUCCUGCCACUAUAUUGUAGGGAAGGCUUUAUUUUUAAUCGUGUAUUAUGUUGCUGUGAAGGAUGGAUGUAAAUGUUUGUGGGCAGCACGUGACCUGUUGCUUCUAGGUGUACAUCAUCUCUUCCAACAUAAAGCUGCUGCCCUUGGCUCCUUGGGGAGGAAGGGUGGGAUGUAAAUUCAGUAAAUAAAUGUAUAGUGGACUUUUUCACAUGAUCUCCCAUCCAGGCACUGACCAGGGCCAGACCCACUUAAUUGCUGCAAGGUAGCAACCUUCAGUCCACAGUCCUAGUCUGAAAUUGAGAUUUGCAAUGGAAUUGGUUGCAUCCACAAACUUUAAUUGAAAAGGAUGUGGUGGUCUAAUUUGUCCAAACUACAGUCAACCUAGAUGUGACUGCAGCAGCCAUGCAUCUACAUGUGUAUGUUUAUAGUGGGGGUCUGAUCCUGCCAUGAUCAUCGUCAUUACAUUAUUCGAACAAAUAGGCCAUUUUUGCAGAGUUUGGACCAAAGUGGCAGGGGCAACAGAGCACAAAAGAGUUAAGCAAGGGAAGAAAGUUCAGCUCCUCUCACUGAUAAGUCCCUUUUCAUGUUGAAAUGGGACUCCUCUCUCCACCCCACCCACCCCCCACCCCCCCGGUUUAUAUGCAGAUGAGACAAACACAUUAAUCAAACAUGGUGAUCACAACUGGAUUGCUGCAAUGCUCUUAAAGGGGAUCCAGAAGCUGCAGCUGGUGCAUAAUGCUGCAGUCUGGUUGCUGUACAGUAUCCCAAAGUGGAGCUAUGUAACACCCAGCAGUGGUUGCUGCCCAUUGGGGCUGGUAAGGCACAAGACCAACAGUGGGGGGAGCCAGAGCCAAUGGCAGGCAGAGCAGCCCCACAGCUGGUUGUAAAUAAGGAGGCAGAAGACUGACCAAGGGCAGCCUGGGGAUUGGUGGGGCAGCUCUCCAUUUGCCUUAAUGGGACAGCAUCCUUCUGAUAAUACCAGUUGCCUUUAUGCUACUGGACCUGAUCUGAGGGUGUUACUCUGGUCUACAAAACCCCUGAAUGUCAUGGACCCAAAUAUUUGGUGGAGCCCCGUAUCUCCUUGAAUGCUCAGGCUUAAGAUCAGUGGCGAAGGGCAUUCUGGUGGUACCAGUGAUGGGCACUGCCUGUUACAAGGUGAUGCGAGGCUGUCCCAAUGGUGGGAUGCCAUCCAAUUGGAAGUACCAUUGGUCCCCCUUAGUAUCAUAUUUCUAUCACCGUUCGAAAGGCGCAGAGUUUAUUGAGAUGAUUGGUGGAGGCCACUACACAAUGAGCUUUAUAAAACUGCACCGUAUUUAUGUUCUUAUUGUAGGUAGGAUUUUAUGUGUUGGUGUGCAUAUCAUCCUGGGUUAGAGGACCUUCCAGAGAGGGUGCGAAGGGAGGGAGAUUGCCAAAAGAAAUCACUUCCUACACCUUUCUGCCGAUGAAAACCUUUCAUUUUCCUGAAGGAAAAGAAACAACUCAAAUGUCUGGCCCAGCUGCCUCCAUCACACCAUCAGUAAAAUGUCAUUUGCAAGGUGCAAUAAAUGCAUGAUGAAGCGCUCUUAAUUUGGCUUUCUUGCUUCCUGGUACAGGCUUAUCUCGAUAAGUACUUCCCAUCAUCAUCAUCACAUCUUAAAAGUGGCGGUCAAAGCAUAGAGGAGAAGCUCAGACAAAUGCAGAGUUUCUUUCAUUUGACUGUCACUGGGAAAAUGAACCAAGAAACGAUGGAGACAAUGGAGCAGCCUCGGUGUGGAGUCUCAGAUAUCUCAGAAAAAUCUGCAGUAAGAUGGGGAAAGACAUUGCUGACAUACAGGUUAGCCCUGCUAAAGUCUCCUCUCUCUUUCUCUCCCUUUGAAAUAUCAUGUUAAGUUGUGGGUGAACAUAUCAGACGACACAGCGAUUCUUCAAACAGCUCUUGUUUAUUCACAGGCCAGGACAGAACUGAACUGAAGGGUUCAGUCAGCCUGCUUAUAUAGAGCUCCAGUACAACGUUACUGUAACAACUUUCUAAAACUAUCCAAUCACUGAACGUCACUUUCGAUCCCUUAUUUGUAUAACUAUCUACAGUAUCCCCCUGCUGGCCCAGGGUGAGAACUUCAGUACAUAACAUAUCAGAAGUGACAUUUCCUGGAUACUAAUAUUUUGGUUUUCCCUGUUGCUCCCAGGAUUAAUAACUACACCCCAGAUAUGCCGAAGUCCAAGGUGGAAGAGGCAAUAGCAAAGGCAUUCAAGGUGUGGAGCGAUGUGACCCCAUUGCAGUUCAGGAGAACUUCCAGACCUGCUGAUAUUGAAAUCUGGUUUGCAACUGGUGGUAAGGGAUGUUUAUAUUUAUGAACUACCCAAAUAAAACAUGAACAUUUUAAUUUUUUUUAACACAUAGAGUGAGUGGGGCCUUUUCUGGAGCAUUACUCGGGAACAGUCAUCAGAAAAUCGCCUCUGAGUUAACCAUGGGGGGGGGGGGAGAUGCUUUCACUGAUCAAAUUCUAAGUAGCCUUCUUUGUCCAUAAACAGGGGCAGAUAUGUUUUGCAAUGGUACUCCCUGCCUCUACUAGGGCUAAUACUUUAAAAAUGCUUGCUGCACCAUUCAGACCUGAGCUGAUUGUUUCAGCCUGAGGCAUGGUCGAGCCGGCCCUAUCCUUAACAUUAGUACUGUCCGGACCUGUCAGUCCUUAUGAAAAGAAGUAAGCCCUAACUAGCUCAGUUAGGAGGGAUGCGGGUGGCGCUGUGGUCUAAACCACUGAGCCUAGGGCUUGCCGAUCAGAAGGUCGGUGGUUUAAAUCCCAGGGAGGGGGUGAGCUCCCGUUGCUCAGUCCCUGCUCCUGCCAACCUAGCAGUUUGAAAGCACGUCAAAGUGCAAGUAGAUAAAUAGGUACCGCUCUGGCGGGAAGGUAAACAGCGUUUCCGUGCGCUGCUCUGGUUUGCCAGAAGUGCUGGCCACAUGACCCAGAAGCUGUCUGCAGACAAACGCUGGCUCCCUUGGCCAGUAAAGCGAAAUGAGCGCUGCAACCCCAGAGUCGCCCAUGACUGGGCUUAAUGAUCAGGGGUCCCUUUAGCUCAGUUAGAGACAGUAUAGUUCUGUUUUAAAAGGAAGUGGGUUGGUGAGGGGCAAAAUAUAUAUAUCCCAAAACCGCCGCCCCAAAAAGCAACUACCACCACCUAGACCUGUGACCGUCCCAAUGUUGUGGGACUCCAACACCCAUCAGUCCCGUUCAGCAGCAUCAGUGAUCAGGGAUGGCAGCAGUUGCUUUCCAAUGACAUCUGGAGGACAUCUUGACUUCUCCCCAGUCUAGUCCUGUUACUCCCUUUACUCAGGCGUUCCUAAUUCUUUAGAAACAGGAGUUGUGGAAGCACAACGAACAGUGCAUUUCAUCCAAAGGUUUAAUCGCUGCCGCCACUGCUGCCACUGAUAUGGAGCGCCUGCAGACAGCCUUUUUCAUGUGCGCUCAUGAUGAUAUGUGCUCAUGAUGCUAUUGGUGUGGUCACACCUGAGUCUGCUUUCAAGACUGUUUGUACCUGAAAAAGUUUUGAGUUGGUCGUUCUGCUUUCUUUCCUGCCAUGGCAUACUCCAUAACUUCCUUUUCAUACUACAAAUGUUUGGUUCUGCUUUUGGUGUGCUAGAGCCCCUCUGGACAACCAUAAGGUGCUAGGCAGCAUCUCAGGUCCUCCUAGUGGUGCAGCAAUAAAACUGCUAGUAUAUUUGCAAAACUAAGCAGGGUCCAGUAUAGUUUCAACUAAUAAAGCUGAAUGAAUCCACCACUGAUGCCUUGUUAUUGUAACAAGAACAUGCUGCAGAAUACACCUACAAUGAAAUACCAAUCAGGAGGGGAACCAUAUGGUGUCCAUACAUGGCCAUUUGGAGAGCCAAAUAGCCGCAGUGUGAUUGGGGCUACACGAGCAGGCGGAAAAUGUCAGUGUAUUGUGACUGCUAACCUAACUGCAAGUUUUGCGCUGACAGUAGCUGUUACUUCCUUUCAAAUGCAGCCCAUGGCGACGGUUCUCCUUUCGAUGGAAGAGGAGGGACGUUGGCUCAUGCCUAUUUUCCUGGACAAGGCAUAGGGGGAGAUGCUCAUUUUGAUGACAGUGAGCGCUUUUCGGAAUUCAACAGAGGUAAGCGAUUUCCUGCUGAGCGUUUCUGUUGGUUGGUUGGUUUCGUUUCUGUUCCGUCUUUCCCAACCCCCAGUGUAACAAGGCAGCUUGAAAGCAUAAGCAACAAUCAAAUCAUUAUAAAAUAAACCUUAUGGAGAUAAAAGCACAGCAAUGGCAAAAUAUUAGGCGAAGCAACAAAAGUCAGUUGAGAAACGUUUUAACCUGAAAAUGCCUGCUGGAAUAAUACCAUUUUCACUGCUUGUCCAAAAGUGAGCAGUGAUGGGGUCAGGUACCCCCCGCUAGGGAGGUUGUUCCAAGUUCUAGGUGCCCCUAGGGAUGAUUCAGAAAACCAUUAUUUCUGAAUUCUGAUAUGAGGAUCAGAACCAACAACUCAAUCCUAGUCAUAGCUACCCAGAAGUAAGUUCCAUUGAACUGAAUGGGGCUCCCUCCUGGUUGGCCACUGUGAGAACAGGAUACUAGAUUAAAUGAGGUUUUUGGGUUGAUCCAGAAGGCUAUUAUUAUGUCCCUAUGACAGUUUUCUAUGUGCAGUAUUUUCAUUUUUCAACAUGUGCCAUGGGGAAUGUGUCUGUGGGCUGGAGGUGGACACAUGCCACCAUAUAUCCCCUUGGGAUACGUACUCAACACUCACCUUACUCCCUUCCCUGUUUUUCUUCUUCUGUCUUUUAGAGAUCAACCUAUUCCUUGUUGCUGCACAUGAAUUUGGCCAUUCCUUGGGACUGAGCCAUUCAAAUGUCCGUGGUUCUUUGAUGUUCCCUUCCUAUUCCUUUGUGAACCCAAAUAACUUCAACCUCCCACACAACGACAGGCAAAGGAUCCAGAGAUUAUACGGUAAGUUCCCUGUGAAUAAUCUUGUUUCCCACAACUAAUUCCAUAUUAAUCAGACUCCCCUCCCAACCCUACAACCUCAAGCUAAUUUCAGUGGCUCCCAUCAAGCAAAGGAGAUCUAUGCAAAGCUGUAAGAAUAUGUAAGAAUACAGAUCUUCUCUUUGGUCCAUGGAAAUUGGCCAUCAUCUAACUUUCCAUUGUUGCAUAUAGUGCCCACCAUGCAAUAAUGUAUUGGCUGGAGAGCAUAACUGGCUAGCACAUUAUCAUUGGAAGAGGCACUAAUCCCACUUGCUCAUGUUGGGCCACUUAGUCUCCACCCACAGCAUUCAACCCGGACGCUGAGGUCCUCCUCCGAGGGCCUUCUGGCAGUUCCCUCCCUGUGAGAAGUGAGGUUACAGGGAACCAGGCAGAGGGCCUUCUCGGUAGUGGCGCCUGCCUUGUGGAACGCUCUCCCACCAGAUGUCAAAGAAAUAAACAACUAUCUGACUUUUAGAAAGAAUCUGAAGGCAGUCCUGUUUCGGGAAGUUUUUAAUGUUUGAGGUUUUAUUGUGUUUUUAAUAUUUUGUUGGGAGCCACCCAGAAUAUUAAUAAAAUUAAUUAAUUUAUUAAUAAUAAUGGAAAUAGUAGUAGUAGUAGUAUACUUACUGGUACCACACACCACAAAACUGAAUACAGGGUAAAAGGGUAAUUUUUCAUACUGCGUACAGAAGUCUUAUGGCUGUGUCCACAAGACUUAAAACCAAACAUAAAAUAUAGUAAGUCUGCAAUCCUAUACAUCUAUACAGCCCCAUUGAUAUGUAUGAGAAAUAAGGGUGGAAACCUAUAUUUCCUUACUGAGCAAAUUUUGUCUGAAGAUACUUGUGUAGAUAUUGGUAGUAUUUCCUUGGAUAUUUUAACUUAAUUGCAUAAUUUAUUUAUUGUCUCUUAAAUAUCCUUAUUUUUCUUCCUCAGGACUGCCAAAGUGAAAUCCUCAAAGCAUCACGGAUAAAAUUCAUCUUGUAUCUUUAAACAUCUUUGGCAACCGUAACAAGAAGUAGAACUAGGGCCAACUUAGAGACAUUUAUGUUUACGAUAUAUUCACAUAUAGGGGAAUUUCUUCACUCUAGUCUCUAUUCCCCUUUUCCAAGGCUUCCCUUUACAAGGGAGAAAAAGUCCUAAAAUCUGCAAUGCUUAAUUAGGUGAUGAAGCUUUGGACUUUCAUUUUCUGUCUGGUUAUUUAUCUAUGUAUUCGCUUGCAAAGGAAGACUCCGGGUUAUGGUUGCUUGUCCUGAUAUCAUUGUCUUACCUUUUGCAAAGAAAACAUUGUGCUGUGUGUCUCAGGCCUGAUCAACUUUGACACACACAGCAAGGCUGUUUUUAUAAAGUUCUCUGUUCAGUUCCACCCACAAACUGGGUUGUAAUGGAUGAACCAAUUACGUGUUUCAACACCAUGAACUAUUUCCACCUUGUUUAGUUCACAUUUGUUUUAGGGCAGGAAAGCCCUUUUUAACAAUAAAGCAAAAUAUCUUAAA